Molecule: messenger RNA, 3584 nt
Organism: Coregonus clupeaformis (lake whitefish)
Lineage: Eukaryota; Metazoa; Chordata; Actinopteri; Salmoniformes; Salmonidae
Product: transmembrane protein FAM155B
Exons: 3
Coding region: 446-1654 (402 amino acids)
Biological process (GO): calcium ion import across plasma membrane
Cellular component (GO): plasma membrane
Molecular function (GO): stretch-activated, monoatomic cation-selective, calcium channel activity
Source: RefSeq, a predicted model, not a curated record
UGGCGACAGACUAAACGAGACUAUCAAGAGGAGGGAGAAGAUGAGAGAGAAAUUUCGCUUUUUUUUCAUCAGAAACGGAAGAAGAAAUAAAUCAGAUUGUCAUGUUUGAGGGUGACAGAUAUAGAAUAAAGAUUUCGUUUUUGUACGUGCUAUGCGUUUCUUGUGUGAUGCUGCACCGGUGCUGGAGGUGUCAGUAGGAUUUCGUAACAUGUUACAAUUUUGGGUGUAUAGGGAAUAUUAUGCCGGACGUUAUCUAUUUGCAAUGGAUCAUUGUAAAAAUUAGACGCCAGGGUUUGGAGCUGGAUUGAUUUCUUGACACAACAACUUGGGGAAAAUGCUUCCCAUCACCAUGUUGCAAACGAGGUAGGUGACAUUGUUUGGGGGAUAGCCUAUAUUGCAGAGGUGAAAAACCCAUCUGAGAUCGCUUUUGUCUCCCCCCUAAAAUAUGAUCAGGGGUGCUUGGACGUUUCGAAGGGAAGAUGACGCCGUGUUAAAAAUCUGUUGUGCACCCAAACAAAACGACAAACCCUGUGCCGAUUCCGAGAGGGUACAGAAAUGGCGAAUGUCUUUGGCAUCCCUAUUAUUUUUCACUGUCCUUCUCUCUGAUCACCUCUGGCUGUGUGCUGGAGUUAAACUGAGGUCCAAGGAUAGGAGCAACCGCAAAAUCUGGAAUAACGCGACUGACGGGGUCCACCCGGCUCUAAAUGAGGAGACAUUUGGUAUUUUUCUAAGCAAUUUCACCAAAUCCGCUGCUCCAGGUCCUCAUUGCACUGAUUCUCAAAGCCACCACACACACCUGGAGUCAGCCUGCACCACAUUGUAUCGGCAAAAAACUGGCUUUGGGUCCUCUUUCUCAACUCCAUCAACGUUCUCGUCACAGAUGUUACUUGAUUAUUUUAGGAAUUUCAGCCUUUCUUUUUGUGAUUCUUACACCAUCUCCGACUUACUAUUGGGGAUGUCAAGCCCAGACAGUUUGAAUUGCAGUCUUCAGAACAUGGUUUUGGAUUUGUUUAGAGGCGGUGGGGAUAACGAGGAUGUCUGCAGCAUCUGUAUCCAGGCGUACAUGCGGCUGGACCAACACGCUCAGGAAAAAUAUGAGGAGUUUGACUUCUUCUUUCUCAAGUAUUUAUCGGAGGAUUAUUCCGUCCGAUCCCACACAGAAGACUGUAAGUCAGUCUACAAAGCCUGGUUAUGCUCAGAAUACUUCAACGCCACCCAGAGCCAGUGUCACCACAGGAUUCCCUGCAAGCAAUAUUGUCUGGAGGUCCAGACCAUGUGCCCCUUUGUGUUACCAGACAAUGAUGACUUGGUCUACGGAGGACUAUCCAGUUUCAUCUGUACAGGGCUACUAGAAAACCAUUUAACCAAUGCAGACCCAGAGUGUUGUGAUGUCAGAUGGAGUGGCUGCGACCCCUCUGUGGGGGCGGCGUGUGCCCUGACCCAGCUUCCAGCGUCAUCGUCGUGGCAGCGGCACAGCUCCCCGCCCAUGUCAGCUGCAUCGCGGUUGUGCAGCAGCAGACUAAGACUGUGUGUUCUGGUCCUCAUCCUGCUGCACACUGUCGUCUCCUUCUCCACCAUCCAGAGCAGUGGCGCUGUGGGCCUGGAGGCCAUGGUACCCCUGCCCCUGGAGGAGAGCUCUGCCCGAGAGGAGUGACUGAUUAUGAACAAGAGGUUCUACUGUUCCCUGCCUCCAGUCUACAGAGACCCCCUUCCUUCACAGUACCUGAGGAGUGAGGCGUUUAUAACCCUCUCUCUCCAUCCAGUCCCGUCCACAGGACAUCAGGAAUGAGGAGGUUAUACACCGCUCCAGGGUAGGCUACAGGUCGGUAUACCUCCUCACCCUCCACCACACUGGAGGAGUGGAGAAGCACGGGCAAUCCCCUACCUCGACACAGAGAGGUAUGGAGGUAGAUGAAGCUUUGAAACUGAGAACCAGACAUGUAAGGAGGACAUGAAAGGGCAUAGGGAAAGAGAGGCGGGUCUCCCAUCAUGCCGGAGCCCAGAGGAAGGGUCGAUUUUAUAACUGAAAGAGGUACUGUAUGCUGUUUCUGAGAAGGGUUUGGGUACAAAUGGCCUUUUUCAGAUUUUAUCACUACUCUAUUUAAUGAGUUAUGUGAUGGUUUUGGGGAUUUACGUACGAGGUUGGGUGUUGAGUUUAUGUGAACUGCACAGUGGGGAAAAGUAGGAGUUGCAAGCUCAUAUGCUAUUUUUUUGUAUUAUUAUUUUGGAUCAGGUGUGUGUGUGUGUGUGUGUGUGUGUGUGUGUGUGUGUGUGUGUGUGUGUGUGUGUGUGUGUGUGAAUACAGUGUACAAGUCAGCAAUAUAAUGUAUAUGACCCAACACAAAUCAGAUGAUCGUUACAUCUUCCAAGCUAACAGUAUACGCACAAGAAAUACUUUGUUUGGCUUAGAGUAAAUAUUAUUCUUAUUCUCAGUAUUACUACCCUCAUUAUCAUACACCAAGUAGAAUUAGUUCAUGCAAGUAUUGUAUUACAGAACCUAAUCGAAGGUAAACCAUGUUGUUUUUUAUAGAUGUCAGAAGUACACUACUAAUGCUUUGGAGGAACAUGUGUUUAUGCAAAGCUGAUUGAAACAAGUUGAAACCCCCACUGGGUCUCUAAUCGCUUACAGAAGGCACAUGAUUGUGCCAUGGAAGACUGUCUGGAUUAUAACUACACCAAUCCUUUCUUACUCAUAAAACAGACAAUUUACCACAUAUUACAUAUAACAAAAACCCAAAGUGCUAAUCGGAGCAGAACGUUAUCAUGGCUGAAUGUUUAAGAAAUGUUCAAGAUGUGAAUGCAUCGCGUCAUCAAAAAACUAUUCCUGCCACAGUAGAGAUUUAGGGCGUGUCUAUGCCCUCUAUGUCUCCUUGUGUGUUCAUUACAUUCAUGGAGAAAUACAGUGAUGACAUUAUUUGGAAAGCACCAAAAAGUUAUAAAUAUACUUCUAAAUAUCAGAGAUAUAGAAAAAGAUCCACCUUGAUUUAUUCAUAGGCCAUCUGUUGGCAAAAGGUGGUAUUGUUAUGUGUGAAGACAAGCUAGAACAUGAUUAUAUAAAUGGUUCUCAUGUGUUUCUGGUUUCUUGGAUUUAAUUCUUCUGACCUCUCUUUUCCUGGCAUAAUUUGUGUAUUAUUCUUAAAAAUAGUUGGUUAAAUUUAGGCUUGUCUUUGGGAAGCUGAAAUAAAAUAACUGUCUUCCAAUGUGACAAAUUGAUUCACAAAUAGGAAUUGUGUCAGAUAUAUUAAUAUUAUAUAAUUUUUUAUCUUACAAAGUAUCCCUGGGUUCACCUCCCAAACACAUACUGUAUGUGACCUUGGUCUACCACAAUACAGGCAUAUUGUUUAUGUCCUAACAAAACUAUCUUAACUAUUUUACUAUUGAAAAACGAUAUCAUAGCACAGGUUUUUACAGAGUAUAGUAUACAGUAUGUAUAUGAAUUUAACUUGGAUUUGGAUAUCUGAGCAUUUAAAUAAUAUAAACAAAUCAGAGAUAUAUGAGAUGCAUGAGAUUCAGAUUAUUUAUUUAUCUAAAAUGAAAUAUAUUAUAAACAGGGUGGUUCGAGCCCUGAAUGCUGAUUGUCUGAA